AUGUACACGUACGAGAACGCGGGGGCUAGUGCCUUGGCGCAAGCUGAGAAGCUAGAAGCUAAGGCGGCAAAGCUGCUCGAAGAGGCUGCUGCUUUGAGGGCUCAAUUCCUUGACAAGGCUCGCACCACCGUGACCAACGAAAGUAGUGACGAAGAGAGCGACCGUGUAGUCUUGACGCCCGGUUCCGAGUCUAGUACAUCCGAUCCUGCGAACAUUGUCACGGAGGAUGCUGCUGCGGUCGAGGAGGCGAUAGCGGCACAGCUACGAGAAACAUCCCAGGCUGCAGAAGUGUCUGAAGGUCUAGAUCGCAUGGAGAUUGACGAAGAGCUCGCGCAAGCGAAUAAGCAGAAGAAGAAAAUGAAGGAAAAGAAGAAAAAGAAGAAUAAGGAGAAGGAGAAGGCAAAGGAGGAGGUUCCCAUCACUGUCGAAUCCCCUGAUAGUGACGUUGUUGCUGGCCUGCCGACCGGUAGCGCAAUGUCUAUCGAAGAGGAUUCUGUUCCUGAAGCUAAAAAGGCUAAAAAGGAGAAGAAGAAGCAGAAGCAGAAACAGAAGAAUAAGGGCAAGGACCAGGAUGAUCAUCAACCCGAGAACGAGGUCGCUGAAGGCCAAAAGGACAAGCAGAAUAAAAAGGCCAGCAAGGCGAAGAAAGAAACGGCUACAGCGGUUGCUGCGCCCGAGGACCAUCCUUCCGGAGCAACUCAAGCUACCCCAGCAAACUGGAAUGUCAACGCCCUGGAGGGUGGGGCAGCGCGUCAAAGCAAGUUCAUGAGGCUCCUAGGCGGUGGGAAGGCGGGUACCGGCCAAGGCCAAGGCGUGGCCUCUUCUCUUUCCGGCUUUGACGUUAAACGAGUUGAGCACGACCUUCAAAGACAGUACGAUACUGGACUCCAGAUGAAGUUUGAUGGCCAGGGCAAGCGAAGAGGUCUCGGUGCAUAA
Parascedosporium putredinis is the source of this 936-nucleotide messenger RNA. The record is from the annotation of a GenBank genome assembly. Lineage: Eukaryota; Fungi; Ascomycota; Sordariomycetes; Microascales; Microascaceae.